Messenger RNA from Adineta steineri, 1221 nucleotides. The record is from the annotation of a GenBank genome assembly. NCBI's taxonomy places the organism in Eukaryota, Metazoa, Rotifera, Eurotatoria, Adinetida, Adinetidae.
AUGAAGGUUGAAAUAGAAACAGCUUUUAUUUACAAAUCGCUCUGCCAGGUUGAUGCCGAUGUGAUUGAUCGAUUAAACAGUCGAUAUACCACAUUCGCAUUGAUCGGUUGCUUCCUGAUUAUAGCGGCAAAAAUUUAUGUAGGAAAUCCAAUCAAUUGUUGGACACCAACGCAAUUCCAGAGUAUCCAUUCUACCUACGUCAAUAGUAUUUGUUGGCUCAAGGGAACUUACUAUUUGCCAACUGAGGAAAUUAAAAUUCCCGAUAGAUCCGUACCACGAAUGUAUCUCGUAUCUUAUUACCAAUGGACAACACUAGCUCUUGUGCUGAUGGCUCUUCUAUUCAUAUUGCCAGGUCAAACAUGGCAAACCUUUUCCUAUCAAAGCGGUGUAAAUCUGAAAAAUUUAAUCAAAAUGAUCAAAGAAAAUCGUCAUGACAAAGAGAAACUCGACCACGUUAUCCGGUUGGUCAAAGCACAAUUGGAUAUAACCAGCAAUAUGCGUCGACGCACUCUUACUCGUCGGAAAUUCUGGGUUCGAAAUACUGCUAGUCGGCUAACACCGUUAUUAUUCAUGAUCAAGUUUUUUUAUGUGAUGAAUACAUGUGGUCAAUUACUAUUCUUAAUCAGUUUUCUCUCCUUACGAUACACUGAUAUUGUUGGUAAUAUUAUUGACCGACUAUUCCGAGAUCGAACGCAUGCCUACGAGUCCGUCCGAUUUCCUCGUGUUGUGAUGUGUGAUUUUAUGAUUCGCGAAUUAGGCUCCAAUCAGCAUUGGUAUGCUGUUCAAUGUAAUUUGCCAAUUAAUAUCUUUAAUGAAGUGAUCUUCUCCGGUCUCACGGUGUGGUUGAUGAUUCUGAGCAUUGCGAAUGUGCUGUCCAUUCUUUUAUGGGUGGUUUUAUUGAUGAAGAAGAAUCGGAAAAGAUUCAUUACCCAAUACUUGCAAAUCUAUGAAAAUUUGGAAACAAAAAUAACGCUCGAAAAGAAGAAGCCAACAGAAAAUCGUUUUAUUGAUUAUGUAGGUUUAGAUGGUUUUGUCAUUCUGCGCAUCAUUGGACAGAAUAUCGAUGAACUUUGCAUGAUUCAAACUAUGGGUUAUCUCUGCACACAUUAUGAAGGAGAUCUUGGUGAUGAUGAUGAUGAUGAUGAUCAGGCUAAAACUCAUAUAGUGUAGACUUACGAGGGAACAUCCCCAACUGUCCCCCUCCGAUUUCAAUGAAACUUU